AGAGGUGGCCGCUCAAGCCCGCGUACCGCGACACCGUGGUCGGCACGUACAAGGGCGAGACAUGGGCCGUCGACUUCCACAAUCGUCCAGUGGAAUCAAGGAAAGAAAUAAACGCAUGGGUGGCCAAGGCGACGAGGAACCUCAUCACGGAGGUUCUCGACCCAUACAAGAAAAGCCACACCCUCCACGUGGUCGCUAACGCCAUCUACUUCAAGGGCGAGUGGCGCAAGACCUUCGACAAGUACGACACCGUCGACGAUGAGUUCCAACUUCUCGACGGCAGCAUCGUGGGCAAGGUGCCCUUCCUGCAGAGGCCAUGGAGGAUGUACCAGCAAAUCGCGUGCCACGAUGGGUUCAGGGUGUUGAAGCUGCCGUACAAGGCGUACAACGACGACAGCCCGCCGGCGUACAACUCCAAGCUGCGGGAGGGCCUCCCGGAGUUCUCCAUGUGCGUCUUUCUCCCCGAGGACUGCGACGGCCUGUGGAGCUUGCUCGACAGGAUCACGGCCCACCCAGAGUUCCUACACGAGCACCUGCCGAGGGACCAUGUCCCUGUCGGCAAGUUCCGGCUGCCCAAGUUCAAGCUGACGUACAUGAGCAGCAUCCGCGGCGUUCUCAAAGACCUGGGCCUCCGGCUGCCCUUCGAUCCCCUUCUGGCCAACAUGACCGGGAUCAUCGGGGACGACGAGUCGGUCGUACCGCUGUGCGUAAGCGAGGUUGUCCACAAGGCGGUGGUGGAGAUGAACGAGGAGGGGUGCAAGGCCGCCGCCGUCACCGUGGAGUCAGACGACGACUUGGGGUUCUCGCUUUACUGCGAUUACGAGUACGUGCCACCACCUCCAACAGUGGACUUCAUCGCCGACCACCCGUUCGCCUUCUUCAUCGUUGAGGAGACUUCAGGCACCGUUGUCUUCGCUGGGCAUGUGCUCGAUCCUACCAAGGAAGAGUAGAUCUCCGGGCAUAAUCGAUACUAGCGGGAUACGCACGCUUUGCUGCGCGAGUCUUCUUUUUGACGUCUUUCCUUUUUUUUUUGGCUGUUGUUUCCCUUUUUUGUGUGUGUGUGUGGGGUGAGUAUGGGUCGAGCUAGUAUGUUUUGUCCGGAUUUAAAUGUGAUUUUGAAAAGAAAAAAAACGCCGUGGCUCACUACACGAUGUGAAAUAAGCCA
This is a messenger RNA of Triticum dicoccoides, 1165 nucleotides long. RefSeq names its product putative serpin-Z8. The transcript has 2 exons. Bases 324 to 950 code for a protein of 208 amino acids. Gene Ontology annotation, molecular function: serine-type endopeptidase inhibitor activity. The record is from RefSeq and is a predicted model, not a curated record. Lineage: Eukaryota; Viridiplantae; Streptophyta; Magnoliopsida; Poales; Poaceae.